UCGAGCCGGUGUGAUAGACAAAGCCAUGGUGCGACUAAGUAGAAUCUUACCUGAAAUUACAGUGAUUUCACGUGUACCAGGUACAUGGAUGCUGGUUAUAAGUGUUUGCAUGCUAGGUGCACACUGUAUGCCCCUGAACCCCUUCGGACAGCCACAGUUUGAGAAUGAUAAUCUGUGGAUAAAUCCGUGCAACGUUCAUAGUUAUAACGAAUCUAAGACAAACGAAAAUAAACACAUUACGCCAGCCCAACGACUAGACAAUCUUGACCGGAUAAAAAGUUCUAUCAUUCGCACAAUGCAGGAAAUCGACCGAAUUGCCAGUCAUUCCGGUAAGGACACAGACUGGAACACGUCCCAGAAUAAGAAAAAAUACAUGUUUUUGCAACAGUAUAAGAAGAAUCAAACAACAUGGGAACAUCGAGUGCAAAUUUAUUUGGCUUCCAUACAAGUGAUUUAUCAGAAACAAGUAGAGCUCGAAAGAUCAAAAAACUUGUUCCAACAACAAUCCCCAAAACUGCAAGAACUCCGCAAAAACGCCAAAGGGUUAUUAUGCGAGAUACAAGAGUAUAGAAACCAUUCCAAAAACGGAAACGAAAGGCAUAAAAACACCGGAAUCUCGGCAAAAGAGAUGAACUCAAUCAUUAAUUUCGACAUGACGGAAGAAGCAAACAUGGAGUUGCAUAAAUGGUUUCUAAAGUGUCGCUUCCGAUGCUUUUUAGAGGAUAUGGAGAAACACGUAAACAAUCUACUUGUUAAGUUCAGCAGAACAAAACAAACGAGAAAAGUUCGCACAACGAAGAAGCCAAAAACGAAACUGAGAAAUGGACAUAACAAAAAGAGCGAAAAGCUUCCCAAAAACAAAUGCUGCAAUGCCAGCAGUCAAAACUAAUUAAACCAAACCAGAAGAAAGUUCAACGUAAGGGCAAUAAAAAGUCAGCUUAGUAAUUCUAAAUUUCGUC
Topomyia yanbarensis is the source of this 959-nucleotide messenger RNA. RefSeq lists its product as uncharacterized. The record is from RefSeq and is a predicted model, not a curated record. The transcript is spliced from 4 exons. Lineage: Eukaryota; Metazoa; Arthropoda; Insecta; Diptera; Culicidae. The coding region runs from base 26 to 889 and encodes 287 amino acids.